This is a messenger RNA of Cynara cardunculus var. scolymus (artichoke), 1899 nucleotides long. RefSeq lists its product as uncharacterized. The transcript has 2 exons. The record is from RefSeq and is a predicted model, not a curated record. Bases 1 to 1899 code for a protein of 632 amino acids. NCBI's taxonomy places the organism in Eukaryota, Viridiplantae, Streptophyta, Magnoliopsida, Asterales, Asteraceae. Gene Ontology annotation, molecular function: zinc ion binding; nucleic acid binding.
AUGCAAAGUUGUUUUAAGAUUUGUAAGUGUUCAGAAGAACAGAAGGUGACUUAUGCUGCUACCACCUUUGGAGGUUCGACACUUCAUUGGUGGGAGACUGAAUGCGCCAUUCGAGGGGAUAAAAACAUCGCUACCAUGACCUGGGAGAAAAUUAAGAUGUUGAUGGAUAAAUAUUGUAUGCAGACAGAGGUGAAGAAGUUGGAGUCGGAGUUCCUGAGGUUGGAGCAAGGAUCUUUGUCUAUUCAAGAAUAUGUGAACAAAUUUCUAGAAAAGCCUAGGUUUGCUAGUUAUCAGGUGGCAACUGAGCAAAGAAAGAUAGAUCGAUUUAAGGAUGGCCUAAGGAUAGAGAUAAAGCAGUACGUGGAUAUGGUUAAACCAACCACGUUUGUUCAAGUUGUGGAAAUGGCGACUGUUGUGGAGGAAAAUGACAUCAAGGCAACUAGGGAGAGAAGGGAGGUCAAAAGAAAAUGGGAAGCAUCAAGUAAAUUGACAAAGAAAUCCAAGGGGGAGAUGACAGAUACGAAGGCACAAAAUGGAGAGUUCACAAAUCCUCAGUGCACCAAAUGCAAUCGAAGACAUAUGGGUGAAUGUUGGGCAGCAAAAGUGACAUGUUUUCGGUGCGAAAAACCCGAGGACACAUCAAGGGAGUGUACUGAAAGCAAACUUUGCUAUGAUUGUGGGGCAUCAGGUCAUAUACGAUCUGAAUGUCCUAAAAACCAAAAGGGGACCAUAAGCAAUGUUAGAGUUUCAGGUAACAGGUCAGGAAGAGGGGCCGAAAAAAAGGAACUACCUAAGGGACCAGAACGAGCAUACAACAUGACUUUGGAGGAGGCUAGGGAGUCUCCUGACGUCGUAUCGGGUAUGUUUCUUGUAAGCAAUGUUUAUGCUCAUGUACUAUUUGAUUCGGGUGCAAAUGGUAUUUUCAUGUCUUCUACUUUCUGCCACUAUUUGAAUAAGGAUGCUUGUAGACUAGGAAAGAGCUAUAUUGUAGAAACUGCUGACGGCAGUCAAGUUAAAAUAGAUGAAAUAGUUUAUGGGUGCACGAUCUAUAUAGAUGGUAGAGAAUUGCCUGUUAGGUCAAUGCCUAUKUGUUUAGGAGGUUUUGAUGUGGUUCUAGGAAUGGACUGGUUAUCCGAACACCAAGCACAAAUAGUGUGCCACCAAAAGAUGAUCAAAAUUCAGAACCCCCAAAGGGCAAACAAUUCCUGUGUAUGGCGAUUGCAGGAAGUGUGGUACGGGGAUCAUCACAACACUAAAGCGAGAAGGUACCUUCAAAAAGGGUGCACUGCUUAUCUAGCGUAUGCGGUCGAUGCUAAGUUAGAAAAGGGAACAGUACAAGGGGUACCAGUGGUGAACGAGUAUCCAGAAGUUUUCCCGGAUGAACUACCAGGACUACCACYAGAAYRUCAAGUUGAGUUUCGUAUUGACUUAGUGCCAGGUGUGGCUCCUGUUGCACGAGCACCUUAUCGGUUAGCCCCAACAGAGAUGCAAGAGUUGAUGAAACAACUUCAGGAGUUGUUAGACAAAGGUCAUAUGGUCAACUCAGAAGGAAUUAAGGUGGAUCCGGCAAAGAUAGAGACCGUCAUGGAUUGGGAGUCACCAAAAUCUACAUUCGAAAUUCAAAGUUUUCUGGAUCUAGCAAGAUAUUACCGAAGGUUUAUCAAGGACUUCUCCAAAAUAGCAACGUCUAUGACCAUUUUGACAAAGAAGUCAAUUAAGUUUGAUUGGGGAGAAAAACAAGAAGAAGCUUUCCGAACCCUCAAGACCAAGUUGAGUAGCGCCCCAGUCCUUGCUUUACCGGAAGGAACAGAAGACUUUGUUGUUUAUAGUGACGCCUCUAAGAUGGGUCUAGGUUGUGUUCUGAUGCAACGAGGCAAGGUUAUUGCUUAUGCAUCAUGA